CCCCGGCACUGCUUAUUCGUCGUCCCCCGAGACACGCGGUCUGUUCGUCGCAUUUCGUCGUUCGGUUUUGAUUUUCGACUAUUUCUCGUCCCGGCGUUUUCCUCUUCGAGUUUUUCUUUUUCCCACCGUUUUCCUUCUCCUUCGAUUUCUCCCUUCCCCGUACAGCCGAAAAACCGUGUUUACCGACCAUCAAACGCCAUCGUAACAUCCCUCUCCUCGACCCCGACGGCGUUCUUGUGCACGGUGUCGUAUAUCUCAUUACGUAUUACCUACGUUACAUCAUUGUUGCUAUGUCAAUAUCGAUGCGCGCCGCUGACCGCCGACGACGAUAAAAAAUGGAACGCGCGACUCGAGCGUGAGGGAGAGAUACGUGUGCACCGAAGUGUUAGCUUUCGCAUCCUGUUAAAAAUGUCAACCAACACUAGUGGAAAAAGAUCAAAAACUCAAGGAGCUACACCAUUAAUAUUGUCACCGGCUGAUAUCGAAAAUGAAGGUGAUGUUAAGGAUGAAACUUACACGUCCGAGAAAAACAGAAAUUCUGGAUAUGAAACGAAUUUAUACCUAUACUCCGAAGAAAUGGACGACCGGCCGCGAGUGCCCACCUUUCUCAAUUCGAUCGCCGACUACUCGAACACUAUCCCGAACCUGGCGGAUGCUGAUACCAAGUCCACCACCGCCAAACAAGGAUCGUCCAGGAUGGGCACGUUGGUCGGCGUGUACCUUCCGUGCGUACAGAACAUCUUCGGUGUCAUACUGUUCAUCCGGUUGUCAUGGGUGGUCGGCACGGCAGGCGUCAUCUAUGGGUUCGGAAUCGUGUUUACCUGUUGCUGCGUGACAAUGUUAACCGCUAUAUCGAUGAGUGCAAUAGCCACGAACGGCGUGGUGCCGGCUGGCGGGCCGUACUUCUUGAUAUCCAGGUCUCUAGGUCCUGAGUGCGGGGGAGCUGUCGGUAUGCUCUUUUACACCGGUAUAACUCUAGCCGCGUCCAUGUACAUCAUCGGAGCUGUGGAAAUCAUCCUCACGUACAUGGCGCCGAGUCUAUCGAUUUUCGGCGACUUCACCAAAGACAGCGGCGUAAUGUACAACAACUUCCGAGUGUACGGGACGAUACUGCUGAUGGUCAUGAGCUCGAUCGUGUACGUGGGCGUGAAGUUCGUCAACAAAUUCGCGUCCGUGGCGCUCGCCUGCGUGCUGCUGUCUAUACUGUCCGUGUACGUGGGCAUUUUCUACAACUUCCACGGUAGCGACAAACUCCUCUCGUGCUCGCUGGGAAAUCGGCUGCUGAAGGACGUCGACUUAAGGCACUGCAACAAAGCGGUAGGCGGCUACUUGUACAACAUAUACUGCGCCAACGGAACCGGACCGUGUGACAGCUACUUCGAAAUGCACAACACGACGGUAAUAAAAGGCAUCCGAGGCAUCAGCAGUGGGGUUUUCUUCGAAAAUAUUUUUGGCAACUUUUUGGAAGCCGGACAGUUCAUAGCCAGAGGUCAUAAGGUUGAAGACAUUCAGCCGUUAGGCAAGAACACGUACAACAUGGUAAUGGUAGACAUCACCACGUCGUUUACUAUACUAAUUGGCAUAUUCUUCCCGUCCGUAACCGGGAUAAUGGCUGGUUCUAACAGAUCUGGAGAUCUUGCGGACGCACAAAAAUCCAUUCCCAUCGGUACAAUAUUAGCUAUUUUAAGCACAUCUUCGGUUUAUCUAUCAGCCGUCUUGCUGUUCGGAGCCACCGUGGACAAUUUGCUACUUAGAGACAAGUUCGGCCAGAGCAUUGGAGGACGGCUGGUUGUGGCCAACAUCGCGUGGCCGAACGAAUGGGUGAUCCUGGUGGGAGCGACGCUGUCCACGCUGGGAGCCGGACUGCAGAGCCUCACCGGAGCGCCGAGACUGUUGCAAGCCAUAGCUAAGGACGACAUUAUACCGUUCCUGCAACCGUUUGCCAAGUCAUCGGCGUCCGGCGAGCCCACCCGGGCACUGAUCAUCACCGUGGUCGUGUGUCAGUGCGGUAUACUGAUUGGCAACAUCGAUAAUCUUGCUCCGCUUUUGGCCAUGUUUCUGCUCAUGUGUUACGCGUUUGUCAACUUGGCAUGCGUCCUGCAGACGUUACUGCGUACGCCGAACUGGAGACCUCGAUUUAAAUACUACCACUGGACUCUGUCGUUCACCGGACUCGUGUUAUGUAUCGCUGUCAUGUUCAUGUCCAGUUGGUAUUUCGCACUGAUAGCUCUGGGCAUGGCCGGAGUAAUUUAUAAAUACAUCGAAUACCGAGGAGCCGAGAAAGAAUGGGGAGACGGUAUGCGUGGUUUGGCUUUGUCGGCUGCCAGAUACAGUUUACUGCGACUGGAAGACGCGCCGCCGCACACGAAGAACUGGCGUCCGCAGAUACUCAUGCUGGUCAAUUUCAACGCAGACCUGCCCAAGUAUCGUAAAAUAUUUUCGUUGGUGUCGCAGUUGAAGGCGGGAAAAGGGCUGACGGUGAGUGCAACCGUGAUCGAGGGCGAUUACAUUAAGAAAACAGGUGUCGACGUACAAUCGACCAAAAAAGAGCUGGUGCGGUUGAUGGACGAAGAAAAAGUCAAAGGUUUCGCGGAUGUUUUGGUCGCCAAAAACACGUCGGAGGGCCUCAGCCAUUUGAUACAAAUCGCCGGACUCGGAGGACUAAAACCCAACACCGUCAUUCUGGGCUGGCCCAACAGCUGGCAGCAGUCCGAGAACGAUCGAUCGUGGCAAGUGUUCUUACACACCAUCCGUAUCGUCACGGCUGCUAAAAUGGCUCUGAUCGUACCCAAAGGCAUUCGAUCGUUCCCAGAUUCUGCGACCAAGCUAUCAGGCACGAUCGACAUUUGGUGGAUCGUGCACGACGGAGGUAUCCUUAUGCUCAUACCGUUCUUGCUGAAACAACACAGAACCUGGAAAAACUGCAAAUUGAGAAUAUUCACAGUGGCGCAGACCGAUGAUAACUCCAUCCAGAUGAAAAAAGAUCUGAAAACAUUCUUGUACCAGCUUCGGAUACCGGCGGAAGUCGAAGUAGUCGAAAUGACAAAUAACGACAUUUCAGCGUACACGUACGAGAGAACGCUUAUGAUGGAACAACGAAAUCAAAUGUUAAGAGAACUCAGACUCAAUAAAAAAGAGAGUUUCGGAAUGAUGCGUAAUAUCAUAGAUUUCAAUCGAGAAACACCGACUGGAGAGAACACACCACUGGUACAAUCCAUAAUAGACCAACACCAUAGGAAGGAUGCAUCUGAAGGAAGAUCGGCUACUAAAGUUCGUUUUCAAGAAGAAACCAAUGCAGACGAUGAAGCAAAAAAAUCAAAACCGGUGGACAGUGCAUUUGACGCGGAUGAUAAACGAUCUGGCAAUGGAGAUAAACCAGGAGUGUUAAAGGAUUCAUUGCCAAGAGAGACAAAAGAUUCAUCUACAUCAACAUUAAAACCAGACGAGGACAAUGUGAGAAGGAUGCACACAGCUGUGAAGUUGAACGAAGUAAUUGUCAGUAGAUCAAGAGAUGCUCAACUGGUUAUAUUCAACUUACCAGGACCGCCUAAAGACACCAAAUUAGAGAGAGAAUCCAACUACAUGGAAUUCUUAGAAGUUAUGACCGAAGGUCUCGACAAAGUGCUGAUGGUAAGAGGCGGAGGUCGUGAAGUCAUCACAAUUUAUUCAUAAGUAACCUGAAGCUCACAUCUCGUCCAUCAGGUACGAAUUUUUUAUACUUGUUUACACUAAUUUUAUGUUGGCCGGCAACUUUCUCAACACGCCAGGCGUCUAUCAAAUGGUUUUGUUAUUUAUUUCAAAUGUUAUUUUGUUUUUCGUUUUGUUUUUAGUAUAUUAUUAUUACGUUAAACAAAUUGU
Messenger RNA from Sipha flava (yellow sugarcane aphid), 3858 nucleotides. RefSeq names its product solute carrier family 12 member 6 (gene kcc). NCBI's taxonomy places the organism in Eukaryota, Metazoa, Arthropoda, Insecta, Hemiptera, Aphididae. Bases 409 to 3672 code for a protein of 1087 amino acids. Gene Ontology annotation, cellular component: membrane. The record is from RefSeq and is a predicted model, not a curated record. Gene Ontology annotation, biological process: potassium ion import across plasma membrane; potassium ion homeostasis; chloride ion homeostasis. The transcript has 21 exons. Gene Ontology annotation, molecular function: potassium:chloride symporter activity.